Messenger RNA from Heteronotia binoei (common prickly gecko), 2427 nucleotides. It is a transcript of the gene CAMKK1, whose product is annotated as calcium/calmodulin dependent protein kinase kinase 1. Gene Ontology annotation, biological process: activation of protein kinase activity; CAMKK-AMPK signaling cascade; protein phosphorylation. Bases 64 to 1710 code for a protein of 548 amino acids. The transcript is spliced from 16 exons. The record is from RefSeq and is a predicted model, not a curated record. NCBI's taxonomy places the organism in Eukaryota, Metazoa, Chordata, Lepidosauria, Squamata, Gekkonidae. Gene Ontology annotation, molecular function: protein kinase activity; ATP binding.
CAUGACCUGUGAAACAGCCUCCAUCGCGGUCUGAGAAACCCUGAAAGCAAAGAGGAACUGAGGAUGGGAGAUUCUCUAGCUGACAACACAGGCAGAAGCCCAGAGAUGUAUUGUAAAGACACCCAGACAGAACUUGCCGAAAGAGUAGCUGCUAUUGAUGUUGACGUGGGUCCCGACAUUGUGACCCAAAACGGUCAGGAAACGGCAAAAGAGAAUGAAACUGUGUGUUCUAAGAACUCUGCUAACAACCAACGGAAUGGGGUCAGCCUUGAAUUGGGAUCAUCUGAAGAACUGGACGGGGCUCAUGAACUGACGGCGCCCAAGAGAGUGCCAACGAGGCCCCUUCUGUCUGGUAGGAAGUACUCUCUUCAAGAGAGGCCGGCUGGAAACUAUCUGAGCUCUGCCGACCCCCAAGGCUUUGGUCUUUAUGCCACUGGGCCUUCCCCGCGGAUUGUGAGGAGACCAACAAUAGAGUCCCAUCGAGUCUCCAUCUCUGAUGCUGCGGAUUGUGUGCAGUUGAACCAAUACAAGCUGAAAAGCGAAAUAGGAAAGGGCUCUUAUGGUGUUGUGAAGCUAGCCUACAAUGAAAGCGAUGACCAAUAUUAUGCCAUGAAAGUCCUCUCCAAAAAGAAGUUAUUGAAGCAAUAUGGAUUUCCACGUCGACCACCUCCUCGGGGAUCCAAAGCUGCCGCGGGUGGGCAGGUGAAACCGAUGGCCCCUCUUGAUCGGAUUUAUCAGGAAAUAGCCAUCUUAAAGAAACUGGAUCAUAUCAACGUUGUCAAACUUAUUGAGGUGCUGGAUGAUCCUGCAGAAGACAAUCUAUACAUGGUGUUUGACCUCCUGCGGAAGGGGCCUGUCAUGGAGGUGCCAUGUGACUCGCCAUUCACCGAAGAACAGGCUCGACUCUACUUCAGGGACAUCGUCUUGGGCAUUGAAUAUUUGCAUUACCAGAAGAUCAUCCACCGCGACAUCAAGCCUUCCAACUUGCUUUUGGGAGAUGACGGACAUGUCAAGAUAGCCGAUUUUGGUGUGAGCAAUCAGUUUGAAGGAAACGAUGCCCAGUUGUCCAGCACUGCCGGGACACCGGCCUUCAUGGCCCCUGAAGCACUUUCAGACACUGGGAGGAGCUUCAGUGGAAAGGCGCUUGACGUCUGGGCCAUGGGAAUCACACUGUAUUGCUUCGUAUACGGAAAGUGUCCUUUUAUCGAUGAGUUCAUCCUGGCACUCCACAACAAGAUCAAGAACAAGCCAGUGGAAUUCCCUGAACAGCCUGAGGUCAGCAAGGAGCUCCAAAAUCUGAUUCUGAAGAUGCUGGAUAAAAACCCUGAAACCAGGAUAACAAUCCCUGAAAUUAAGUUGCAUCCUUGGGUGACCAAGUUUGGAGAAGAUCCUCUGCCUCUAGAGGAGGAGCACUGCACAGUUGUGGAGGUCACAGAAGAAGAAGUCAAGAACUCUGUGAAGACAAUCCCCAGUUUGCCUGCUGUGAUUUUAGUGAAAGCCAUGCUGAGGAAACGAUCGUUCGGCAACCCCUACGAGACUCAAGCUAGGCGAGAAGAGAGAUCUAUGUCGGCUCCAGGAGACUUAUUGAUGCAUGGUUUUCGCUUAACUUCAUCUAUAUAUUUGCAUCCAUCUUUAAGAAAGCAAGCGAGUCGAGAUGCGAUAAAGGAUCCAGAACUCCCCGAUGUUCACGAAGAUGAGGCAGCUUCGUGAAUCCCUUGGCACGUCCCAGAUCAACAAUACAACUGCCGCUGCUGUACCCAUUGUGCUGUUGUCUUGCACGCUGUAAUGCCUCAUCAACCAAAGUUUGUAACUUGCAAAAAAGAAGAAACAAUAAUAAUCUUAUACAAUACAAUGAAAACCCCAGCCGGUACAAGCAGCAAGGUACAUGGACCAGUUGACUCUUGCCGUGACCGGCUUUUCCGCGUUUGUUAUGUCAUAAGACAUUUUGGUGUUGUGUGCCUCAUCUUUCAUUUGUGCUUCAUGUUGUGACGUGGUCAGCAUAGCUUGGUAACUUGACUGACAAACGCUUGUCUGUUUUGUAAACUGAGCCAAAAUAUUAGGGACCGCUCAGUUAAUGCCACCGUUCCUCUCUGAAUCACAACAUUUCAACUUUAUCCUCAUGAUAAAACCGCUACGUGAUGUGAGAAGUCAAAUUUUAGAAAUUGGAUGCCUGUUCCAGUUGGGGUGGCUUAUUUAAUUGUUGUUGGCUUUUGAUGAAGUGGGGCACAAAGUUCUGUUCUCUGCAGAGUUUUAUUCUAAAGUAUCUCUUAAAUUGUGUUUGAUAUUGGGCCUGCCCAAAUAAGUUGGGUCAUUUCAGGUUUUGUUGCAAUUGCAGGAAAUAUGCAAACUGUUACAGUUUCCUGGCAGAACACAGUCUAGCAGGAUAUCAAAUAUUUUGUGUACUCUACAGUCAUAACUGUAAGCCCA